AUGAGGAUUGCACGAGUCGUUGCAGGAGCGGCGAAGAAGAAAGAAGCGAAGAAGAGGAACUACGCGCGAGGCGGCCCGCCGCGGCGGUGCAGGGUGGAUCCGCCAUCAGGAUACGCCCUGGGCCACGAAAGAGCCUCACCUCGCGUGUUCGUUAAGCGUGACGAUGCCGGCGGCGGUGGUGCGAACCGUGGCGGCAGUGGCGGUGAUGGUGGUGGUGGUGGUGGUGGUGGUGGCGACGGCAGUCAAGGGAACGAUCGGAAGCAACUUAAGGGCGGGGAAUCGGAAUCGAGGACUAGCAGCACGCGCCAGCCACACGCCUCGAGUCCUCCUCUCCUUCGUCCUGGGCCCACGAAACCCGUACACCUGGGACAGUUGGCAAGCGGGAGACAGGAGGACCCGGGAUCGUCUACUAGAACAAGUCUCUUCUCUUCGAGGAAUCGACGAAUCCAGUGUCGGCGGCGACGCGCGAUACCAAACGAUUACCGUCGUGUCGCUUGUUACAGUCCCAAGAUCGUUGACAAUCGAAUAUUAGUUCCUUUUGAUUGGAUUUGGGCUCUAUCCUUUAAAUACUUCUGA
Molecule: messenger RNA, 576 nt
Organism: Acromyrmex echinatior (Panamanian leafcutter ant)
Lineage: Eukaryota; Metazoa; Arthropoda; Insecta; Hymenoptera; Formicidae
Product: protein no-on-transient A-like
Source: RefSeq, a predicted model, not a curated record